AAAGCCACGCACAGACGACAUUAUUCUGUAUAAAAGAGACCUGCAGAUCAUCCAGACGACACACUUAGCAAGCUGGUCCAGGCUUUUCUACCAAUUGAGACUUUGCCUUGAACUAUGGAUUCACUCAAAGUAGUUCUCAUUGUUUGUUUGUUAAUAUACGGCUCCCAUGGCACCAAAAAGAGCAGGGAGGAAAUAGUGAAAGAGAUUCUAGGCAGAGCUAACCCUAACAACAUUCCCAUUGUUGACGAGCAGCCUGUCAAAGUGAGUUUCAAGUAUUCCCUGCAAGACAUUUACACAGCAGAUGUGGGAACUGAUCAAGUCGAGCUUGGCCUGUGGUUGGUCAUUAGCUGGAAGGACAGGUCACUAAGCUGGUCCAACGAGUGCACCACCUUCAAUGAGUUGACUUUGCCAUCAAAAUACAUCUGGUUACCCCACAUUGAGGUCUACAACUCUAUUGGCAAACCGGGGAUCCACUCCGACCAACUCGUCAGAGUUUACAAAGAUGGCACUGUCACCUUCGUCCCGCAGUACACCAUACGUUUCUCCUGCGCCUUAGAAAAUGUCACCACAGAACAGGGCGCCGCUUGCACCUUAAAGUUUGGACCUUGGACGUACGACGUUCGUGACUUGGUCCUGGACGAGAGCCAGCAGGUCGACUUGACCACCUAUGCUGGCGGGGAAAGGUUUCAGCUGAUAGAAGCCAAGCAGAAAGUCAACAAGAAGACCUAUCCAUGCUGCCCGCAGUCUUUCGAGGAUAUAGAGCUUCGUAUCACCUUCAAAAAAAUAUAACUGUAACUUUAGAUAAAACGAAACCCCUGGAUAAAACGAACCCUGGAUAAAACGAACCCUGGAUAAAACGAACCCUGGAUAAAACGAACCCUGGAUAAAACGAACCCUGGAUAAAACGAGCACUAUCUAUUUUGUUGUUAUAGUGGUGGAUCAUGUGGAUUCCUACAACCAAGCUGUGACGAUAAAAAACAGUUGCUUCAAACUUAACAAUGUAAUCAGCAAAAUGUGUAAUCAAUGUAAUACACACUUGUAAGCAAUACAAUCAACUCAAGCACAGCAUAAACAAAA
Messenger RNA from Biomphalaria glabrata, 1077 nucleotides. Its product is annotated as acetylcholine-binding protein. Gene Ontology annotation, cellular component: synapse; neuron projection; membrane. The record is from RefSeq and is a predicted model, not a curated record. Lineage: Eukaryota; Metazoa; Mollusca; Gastropoda; Planorbidae. Bases 115 to 789 code for a protein of 224 amino acids. The transcript is spliced from 3 exons. Gene Ontology annotation, molecular function: transmembrane signaling receptor activity; neurotransmitter receptor activity; extracellular ligand-gated monoatomic ion channel activity. Gene Ontology annotation, biological process: monoatomic ion transmembrane transport; chemical synaptic transmission; nervous system process.